GCCUCACGAGACUGGGUGCCCAUCGCCACAGGCGGUGACUUCAACAGCUCCGCAGAGCUGAAACAUAGACGGUCACCGUGGCAGCCGGCAAGUAGAGAGCAUUUCUGUUGUAUAACGGGAUUCCGGGGAACUUACCUGGCAUAAUUAUAACUAAAGACAUUGGUUAACAACGGAUAUCUGCUACUUUGAUUACUCUAUCCUCAGAAUGACAAGGAAAACAGAGGCAGUUUCGGGCUCUUGACAAACUUGGAGAUAGCUAACUUAGCUUAAAGCAAAAAACAAAGUAACGUUAGCAUAACGCUCGUUGUUUCCUUGUCCGUUGGUGACACAGUAACGGUUAACUUAUCACCAGGCAACCAUUAACACCAUCAGAAGCUCACAGAUCUGAACUAUCCAAGCUAUCUAACGUGGCUCACGUUAAUACAGAACCAACUUCGUUGAUUUUGAAUCAAAGGGAUUUUUUUUUUUUUACCUCAACGGGAAUAAACAUUGGAUAUUAACUUGUCUUUACCUAGCUAUAUCAAGUUGCCAGGAACAAUAGCCUCGCUGUACGUUCUGUAUUUGAAAGGGUUUACAGCAUGUGUCAUCACCAGGACCUGAAUGGCCUCCGUUGUUGCAGUGAAAACUGAGAAGCGACCUGCAGCUGAUUCUCAGGAUGCAGACUCCAAUGCAAAAAAGCCAAGGAAACUGCUGCCCAGCCUGAAGACCAAGCGAGCCCCCGAGCUUGUCCUGGUGAUUGGAACGGGGGUGAGCUCCGCAGUGGCCCCGCAGGUCCCUGCACUCCGCUCCUGGAAAGGCCUCAUCCAGGCCUUGCUUGAUGCAGCAAAUGACUUUGACCUACUAGAAGAGGAGGAGAGUCGGCGUUUCCAGAAACACAUGCAGGAAGAUAAGAAUUUGGUGCAUGUGGCCCAUGACCUCAUUCAGAAACUUUCCCCGAGAACAGGCAAUGUCCGAUCCACGUUCUUCAAGGAUUGUCUAUACGAGGUGUUUGACGAUUUGGAGUGUAAGAUGGAGCAUGCGGGGAAACAUCUACUGCGCUCAGUGCUGCAACUGAUGGAGAGUGGUGCGCUGGUCCUCACUACUAACUUUGACAACCUGUUGGAAAUCUACGCAGCUCACCAGGGUACCAAGCUGGAAUCUUUGGACCUUACGGAUGAGAAGAAGGUGUUGGAGUGGGCUCAGGAGAAACGGAGGUUAAGUGUUCUGCAUAUCCAUGGUGUUUACACCAACCCCAGUGGUAUUGUACUGCACCCUGCAGGCUACCAGAAUGUACUGAGGAAUACUGAAGUCAUGCGUGAGAUCCAGAAGCUGUAUGAGACCAAAUCGUUCGUGUUUCUCGGCUGCGGGCGCACAGUAGACGACACAACCUUCCAGGCUCUGUUCUUGGAGGCCGUCAAGCACAAGUCGGACCUGGAGCACUUCAUGCUCGUACGGCGAGAGGACGUGGGUGAGUUCAAGAAACUGCGCGACAACAUGCUGGACAAGGGCAUCAAGGUCAUCUCCUAUGGAGACGAGUACGGCGACCUGCCAGAGUACUUUGAGAGGCUGGCCAACGAGAUCUGCAACCGUGAUGUGUCUACCAACGGCUGGGGGUCUCCUUCACAAAAUGGGGAAGAACAGCAGAAUGGCUUUAACACACAGAAAAGCCUCCUUCAAGACCAUCACUCAUGACAGGCACACAGUCGGGAUCAAUAUCAGUCAUUUUGCUCCACAGCUCCGUCAUGAGAUCAGUGUACUUUGAGCGGUACUUGAAUCUGAUUUCAGACAAUGGAUUUAGGAAAACUGUGGGCCAUGGGAGACCUUAAAGCAGUGUUUCAAAGGUGUAUGUUUUUCCUCUUUUAGUUCUGGUUUUAAAGGGAAAGGAGAAGUUUAAAAUAACCGUCAACUCCAAUACCCAACCUCAAAGUUCAACUGCACUGGAUUGAAAUGUUGGGACAGUACAGUCAAAGAACGUUAAGAAUAUGCACAUGAUGGUAUGGUUUGUUCUCAUCUCAACCUCACAAAAAUAGAUCCGAAUCCACUGACAGUUUACUGUGCUGCAUUGAUUGACUGUUUGGAGUAUAGUUAUGCAAAGAAACUGCAUCACCUUGACCUACUUGCCCUGUAAGAGAAGUUGUAGCUGUAACGCACAUUACAUGCUCUUAACUGAACGCAAUCCUGUGUUAUGUCCAGAUUGUAUCUAUCAUGCCUCCAACCUGAAACCAGUAAAACUUGAUUUGCACACUACUGGAUGGGUGGAAAAAAUUCUCAGUGAUGGUUACUUGGUUUGCAAACACAUUGUUAUGAUUGUUUGCAAAAGUUCAGGAGUAUGUUUUCAUAGCAGAGAGGCUCCCAGCCAGUAGCAAUCACUUUGCCACUCCUGUGCUGAAAAAUGUUCUUUGUAAGCCUUUUUUUUUUGUAUUUUUAAUACUUGCAUGUGUUUUCUGAUAUAGUAUUUAUAAGUACUAUUUUCAAAAUAAAGCUUUUGUCCUAAAAAAAAAAUAAAGCUUAUCCCAUUUGUCCUGUCCUGUUUGCAUGUCUAAUUAUGAUCAUACCGAAGCGAUCUGUACAGACCAUGUGCCUUUGCAACGUGUGACAACAAGUUCCACUUCAAAGGCUGUCAUAGCAUAUAGCAGCUUUAUUUAGAAAUGUUUACAUUCUCAUAAAUAAGCUCAAAUUGUCUUGAUUCUCUCAUAUUGCAUUACCACACAUUAAAGGGGGCUAGAGAUAUUUAAGACUUAUAAUUCCUCUUGUAAAUGAAGAGUAAAUCGGGGGGGGGGGG
This is a messenger RNA of Centropristis striata (black sea bass), 2761 nucleotides long. RefSeq names its product family with sequence similarity 118 member B (gene siral1). The coding region runs from base 601 to 1671 and encodes 356 amino acids. The transcript is spliced from 9 exons. NCBI's taxonomy places the organism in Eukaryota, Metazoa, Chordata, Actinopteri, Perciformes, Serranidae. The record is from RefSeq and is a predicted model, not a curated record.